This is a messenger RNA of Uranotaenia lowii, 1858 nucleotides long. RefSeq lists its product as uncharacterized. Gene Ontology annotation, biological process: autophagy. Lineage: Eukaryota; Metazoa; Arthropoda; Insecta; Diptera; Culicidae. Gene Ontology annotation, cellular component: intracellular membrane-bounded organelle. Bases 67 to 1848 code for a protein of 593 amino acids. The record is from RefSeq and is a predicted model, not a curated record. The transcript has 10 exons. Gene Ontology annotation, molecular function: protein binding.
ACAAAACUUUGGAACCAUCCAGUUUCUGGACGCGCAAAGUUUCGCGGUGAAAAAUGCAGCAGCAAUAUGGCUAACAAAAAGAGAAUCAACAUAAUAAGUGCUUUAAUAAGUAGGGAAUCUGGUGUACGACAGAAUUGUUUCGGGUCGUUUCGACAAACAGCUUUAGAGUUUGCUGAAUACAGCCUUUUAGAGCGGCUCAAGUCAGAGGAUUUGUUCGAGCCUUUGGAUGAUUUAUCGAAUGAAACCGAUUCCGUUUUCAAUGUUGAACAAAGCCACAAUGGGUGUUACGCUGCCACAGUUCAAACGAACAAAAGUGUGAACAUAUUCCAAGUAACAUGCAUGAAAAAAGUUGCUGAGUACCACACAAACGAAAGAUCGGUAUGGACGUUAUCAUUCCAUCCAUCGAAUCCUAAUAUCUUGGCAUUCGGAACAUUAGGCGGAAAAGUCUUUGUCUACGUCGACAACAAGGAAGUAGCUUGGCUGGAUGAACAAGAACCGAUAGGAUCUUUGUGUUUCCAUCCAAUCGAACAUUACCUCGUUGUUACCAGUGGAAAUGAGGUUAUCUUCUGGGAUUGGCAGAAUAAUCGUGUUAUGUCAACUGGCACAUUCAGCGACUGCAAGUGUCGCUUUCUACAGAUAACAUCCAACUCAAUGCUCAUUACUGGUAUCACACAAACCACACUUUUUUCCUCCGUUGCUAUUGGAAUAAAUCUUAGCAUCGUAGAACCCCAGUAUUUGAUAUGUUCCUUUCUACGAACGCUUAAUUUUAUGCUUAAUGAUUUAGAGCAAGGUUUCACCAUUGGCAAUAGUUUUACAGCCGUUAUUAAAAAACAGGCUCAUUUCUGGAACCACUUAGCAGUUACUAUUAUUAGAAGAAAAGAUGAAAUGCAAUGUUUUGCAACGCUUAAACCAGACGAAAAAUAUACGAUAUCUCACCUGAAUACCACUUUGACGAUACUCAACAGAAGGAUCAGUAAUGUACUUACCGGUGUGGAACGGAUACAUCGGUUACCACCUGAAAUGGGAUCAUCGUCUGUUGAUGCAGACACGAUUGAGAAUCACUGUCGAGAAAUGAUGAUCUACUUCGAACGUAUAAGUAACAAUUUUGUGGAACAUAGACACCGGGGAUACUUGCGGUAUCUUUUCGACACGUCAUUAGUGAAAAAUAUUCUAAACAAAAUGUUCCAGCUUUUCCUGAAUUAUGACCAUCAAGAAAAUAGAACCGGCAGGUUCCUGCUAAGUGAUCUCCAAAUAGAUGCAUAUCGAACUUCUCGCAAUACCGCGCAAAAAAAUGAAUUUAUCCUCCAAGCUUGGGAGCUGGCCCACUUUAGGGAAUCCUCAGAACUGCCAGAUUUUAAAGAGGAUUGGAAAAAUGUAAUCGCUAUUUGUUUAAUCAACAACGAUUCCAAUGUGGCUAUUUCGCAGUGCGAAAACUUCAUUGCAUCCGUUCGAUUGAAAGCGGUAAAAGAAAUGGAGGUUCGCAGCUUAAACCGGGCAAAUUUUGGGGAAUGUCUUUUUGUAUUCAGAUUCACUGCCAAUUUUGUAUCGCUAUCAUUUUCACCAUCCAGCAAACAUAUAGUAAUCGGACUGCGAUGUAAGAAACGGCUCAAGUUUGCGUACAUACUUGAUAAGGAUACCAAAUGGAAAAUAGGUGUCAAUUAUAACACAAAUCUCAUACCCUCUGACGAUACAGAUCGAUCGUUACUAAAUGAGCGUGUUGGUCUCGAAGCAUGUCUUCCCAUUGAUUCAUUCAAUUACAAGGAAAUUAAUUGUAUAAAAUGGGCAACUCUACCGGGCUAUGGAUUGUUCGUAGGACUGAAAUCAAAAUUUAUUCAAAUUUGUAGAUGAAUAAACCAAG